Molecule: messenger RNA, 263 nt
Organism: Dovyalis caffra
Lineage: Eukaryota; Viridiplantae; Streptophyta; Magnoliopsida; Malpighiales; Salicaceae
Source: the annotation of a GenBank genome assembly
UUGUUAAUAAAACAUCAAGAAUCGACUCCGCCCCAACUUGCAUUGAGAAGAUCAAUGAGAUAUAUACCAAGAAAAAUGAAAGGCAGCACCCUCCUGCACCAUUUUUCCUUCCUAGCCCUGCUAUCGAGACAUGCCGAGUGAUGAACUAUAGGAUACUCUCAAGUACUAGUCAACGUGUGGGAAAUGGGACUGAGACCCUGCGAAUCGUGAAGACCCUUCAAACCAGAGCAUUUUUUCAAAUCAGCAUGGGAUUUCAAUGGUAA